UCUCUUUUGAAAGGCAUUGCCUCAACACCCGGUUUCUCAGCUUGAUUCUUUAAAUUUCUUUUGCCAUUGCUUUUCCCCGGAUUACUGCAUAGCAAGGCCCACCAUGGAUGCGCUACGAUUGGCAAAUUCAGCUUUUGCGGUUGACCUUUUCAAACAGCUGUGUGACAAGGAAACGACAGGCAAUGUCCUUUUCUCUCCAAUAUGUCUUUCUACUUCCCUGUCCCUGGCUCAAGUAGGCACCAAAGGGGAUACAGCCGAUGAAAUCGGAAAGGUCCUUCACUUUGAAAAUGUCAAAGAUGUGCCUUUUGGGUUUCAAACAGUGACCUCUGACGUAAACAAACUUAGUUCUUUCUACUCUCUGAAGCUGAUCAAACGACUCUAUGUAGAUAAAUCUCUAAACCCAUGUAUGGAAUUUCUCAGUGCCACCAAAAGACCCUAUGCAAAUGAAAUGGAAACAGUUGAUUUUAAGGAUAAACUGGAAGAAACUAAAGGCCAGAUCAACAAAUCAAUUAAUGACCUUACAGAUGGACAUUUUGAGAACAUCUUGACUGAGGAUAGUGUGAAUGAUCAAACCAAAAUCCUUGUGGUGAAUGCGGCCUAUUUCAUAGGAAAAUGGAUGAAGAAAUUUCCUGAAUCUGAAACAAAAGAAUGUCCUUUUAGAAUCAACAAGACAGACACCAAACCAGUGCAGAUGAUGAAUAUAGAAGCUACAUUUUGUAUGGGCAACAUCAAAGAUAUAAACUGCAAGAUCAUAGAACUUCCCUUUCAAAAUAAGCACCUGAGCAUGCUCAUUUUACUGCCAAAAGAUGUGGAGGAUGAUUCAACUGGAUUGGAAAAGGUUGAGAAAGAGCUCAGCCCUGAGACACUGCAGGAGUGGACCAAUCCCAGUACAAUGGCCAGCGCCAAAGUGAAACUUUCAAUUCCAAAAUUUAAGGUGGAAAAAAUUAUUGACCCUAAAACAGAUCUGGAGAGCCUUGGAAUGAAAAAUGUCUUUGAUGAAAGCACAAGUGAUUUCUCGGGGCUGUCAGAGACUAAGGGAGUAGCUUUGUCCAAUGUCAUUCACAAAGCCAGUUUAGAAAUAACAGAAGAUGGUGGUGAUUCUAUAGAGGUACCAGGAUCUCGAAUCCUGCAGCAUAAAGAUGAAUUUAAUGCUGAUCACCCAUUUAUUUAUAUCAUUAGGCACAACAAAACACGCAAUAUAAUUUUCUUUGGAAAAUUCUGUUCUCCUUAACACAAUGUAUAAACAACCCUGUCUUAAGUUUGCCCAGGUGCAGGUUUUUAUAAACUUUGCACCCAGAGAAUUACUUUCUAACUUUGGCAUAUUAUUAAUAUUUUUGGAUCAGGGAACAAUAAAUAUUUUUCAUAUGUAGUCAUUACAUAGAAUAGCCCUCUUUUUUAAAGUUAUUUUUAUUUCACUCCUUUCUCAAAAAAGAGAACAAUGUGAAUUUUUAUUUUUUAGCAAAAAAAAAAUACAUCACAUAGAUAGAAAUAUUUAUUUGGUAAUUGUUCAUUUGGGGACAACUCUCAAACAUCUCCAGAGGAUCCACCUACAGGGGAUGAGCUUCUACCAUUGGUCAUUCCGAUGUAGCCAAUUCUGGUAAGGCUAGUUCUAGGUGCAGAUUCAGAUGGAGUGAAAGAUUUACCGUAUGUGAUUCACUGGGGUUAGUAUAGAGGGCAGUGCAAGGGUUGGUUGGGCUGGGAAUAAUACAGGGGUCUGUGGCAGACUUGAGAAGCCAUGCAAAAUUGGAUCUUGACAGAAUUUUUCAUUUGGUUCAGUUCUGUUUAGUGGCUCUAGCUAGAGGGUAAAGAGAUCUGUUGUUGCGGCAGGAGUUAGACUGAAAACCCUGACGGGAAGGUCAGACCUACACAGAGUGAACUCUUUCCUAAAGUGUAUCUCAUUGGUGCUUUGCCCACCAAAAGGUAGCAGUGGAUUCCAAGUAAGAAACAAAAAGGUUUUGGACACCUGAUGUUAGGUCCUUCCAAUGCUUGGAAACGCUUCAAUUUGAAAUAAAAAGACCUUUUGAGCUUGGGAAGAAAGAGGGCAGCAACUAGACUCUUGUCUGGCAUGGUGGUGGGAAAAGAAUGGGAAUUUGGUAGGGUUUGGGGUUUGUUUCUUUUUUUUUCAGAAUAAAACUCAGAUCAUUAAGGGGCUUUUGACCCUUUACCAUUCUAUAAUUUUUCUAACUUGAGGGAAUGAUUCAGCAAAGGGUUUAGUUGGGAUUUGGAGUCAAUGGGCAUUUGUAAAGGCAGUUUGAUAAGCUACUAGCACAACAUAGACCCAUCUGUUAACUCUGGGUAAAAGGAAUCGGAUUCCUCGACUAAUGGGUUACUUUGUGACUUGGAUCCUCUGUUGAGUGUCCUAUAAAUGGGUUUAAUUUCCAUCUCUGUUUUCUUGCUGCAUGUGUUGGGUAUUGAG
Dromiciops gliroides (monito del monte) is the source of this 2416-nucleotide messenger RNA. RefSeq names its product serpin family B member 5 (gene SERPINB5). The record is from RefSeq and is a predicted model, not a curated record. NCBI's taxonomy places the organism in Eukaryota, Metazoa, Chordata, Mammalia, Microbiotheria, Microbiotheriidae. Gene Ontology annotation, molecular function: serine-type endopeptidase inhibitor activity. The transcript has 7 exons. Bases 104 to 1231 code for a protein of 375 amino acids. Gene Ontology annotation, biological process: negative regulation of endopeptidase activity.